UCAGUCCGAGAGGACCUGGCGACUGCACAGCAACAUAGUUCCUUCUGCAGGACUUCCCUCGUCGACAAAGGUAAAGCGUCCACGCGCACUCUGCCUCAAGAUGAAUGCCCCGCGGCUGCUUUCACUCGUGGCACUCCUGGCACAUGGGGCAUGGUGCCAGCGCCCGAUGGGAUCCAACAUCGAUGCCCUGCUUGAAAUCGUCUCCGAGAAGCAGAUCGUAGACAUCUUAAAAGGAGAGAGGCUGGACCUGGAGAACUGUUUCAGUGUCACGAAGGAUGUGAAGACCUGCAUGGCUGUCACGAGGACCUUCAUAGCGCUGGCCCAGCAGCUGUCUCACACGGGGUACCAGUGCGACGCCUGCGAACCCAGCCAACAGGCCCUCAUCGACAAGUUCCUGGACACCGUUCGCGGAACCCCGAACUGCCGGUACUUGGUGUCGGUUCUGCCCAUUCCAGAUUUCUGCUAGCCUGGAAUCGGCGAGAUUCCCCUUCGCGACUGUUGUUUUGUACUACCGCUAUGCUUGUAACCAUUACUUCUGGCUUUGGUCACCUGUGUACUCUUUUGUUCUGAAGGUUCAUUAUAAUGUUUCGAGACCUUUCACGACAUCACGGUUUUGAAGCAUUUCUAACAGUGUUUUGGGUUUUAAUUCAGUUUCGAAGCUUUAUUACGGUAUUUUAGUAACGCCAUAGUUCUUGCCUCGACUUCACGUUAAGGGAAAGGCUAGAUCAGUAGCAACUCGAAAGGUGUCAUGGCGUCUAUUCUAUUUUUGGAAAAAAACACAUGGGAUUUAUUUUGUUGACGUCACAAAAGUUGCGGAUGCUUUGUGAAUGUGGUCGAUCACUUUGGUCUCUUCAAUUUUCAAAAAGGAAGGAAAAUACUUAUUUUAAUGGCUAUAUUUUCAAUGAACGAUUAUUAAAACAGACGCCAUGAUACUUCGAGUUGCUACUGAUCUAGCCUUUCCCUUCACAUAGUCAAUAGUCAUCCUAAAAUUCUCAGCGAUACGUUACGUAAUUGAUCGUGCCAAAGCCUCAAGCAAAGGUACGACUCAAGUCAAGACAUCUCUCCCUUAAAAGAUUAGAAGAAAAAGUCAUUUAAUAAAUCUUCCUCGUAAACUA
Molecule: messenger RNA, 1115 nt
Organism: Penaeus vannamei (Pacific white shrimp)
Lineage: Eukaryota; Metazoa; Arthropoda; Malacostraca; Decapoda; Penaeidae
Source: RefSeq, a predicted model, not a curated record